AUGUCUGUUUCUAGUAACGGUAGACGUUUCAGUGAACAUCAUUUACACCCAAGUAUUAUUCAAGAUGUAUCCACAGAUACCCCAGGUAUUGUGGCUGCAGAAUUAGCAGCAGAAUUGGGAGUCGAAGAAGAAGGAUUAUUGAAUACUGAUGCUACGAAAAGACACAGUUAUGGUGCUAUACUUGCUGAUAUACCAGAUCAAGAUUACGAUAUUGAUGAUCCUAAUAGUGGCUAUGCAUUGCCUAAAGCUCAAUUAUACACAGUUAUCUCAAGUUUUAUUUUUGGGUUCAUUCUUGGCAGCAUUGGAUGGUACAGUGGUUACAACUUUAUUAACCAUGAUAGCUUUCAGAUUUUGUAUGCUGUGUCAAACAUCUCCCUGGAUUUGCAACUGCAUAUUUAUUUAUCUUCAGCAGCUUUUCCAACCUAUUUUUUGGGUAAGUUGGUCUGA
This is a messenger RNA of Candida tropicalis MYA-3404, 447 nucleotides long. RefSeq lists its product as uncharacterized. NCBI's taxonomy places the organism in Eukaryota, Fungi, Ascomycota, Pichiomycetes, Serinales, Debaryomycetaceae. The coding region runs from base 1 to 447 and encodes 148 amino acids. The transcript has a single exon. The record is from RefSeq and is a predicted model, not a curated record.